AGUUGGAAUUAUUUCAAACUGCUCAAGAAAUUUAUAUCCCUAUAAAAACCAAGCUCCCCCAGCUCCAUUCAAACACGAACAAACAGCCAUUCCCUAAAAUCUUUUGAUCGAUCGAUCGCUGCUUUGAGUUUCCAUUGAUCAUCAGAUUCCCAGCAGCACAUCGUCAUUAUGACCGGUGGAAUGGGAUGUGUGCAGUGCGGCACACGUAGCAACCCAUGUAGGUGCAAGGUGCUGGGGCCUACCCUAGGGUGUGUAGCCUUUCUCGCAGCUGCCAUUGUUGAAUGGCCUGUUGGGGCUUUUGUUUACUUGUUCAAGCACGUCAAGGGGAGAAGAAUCAUGGCUCAUCCGGCCACUGUUGUUUAUCCGAAGGUCUCUAGAGCCAUUCCAAUUUGAUGCAAAAAUUAAUCAAAGUUUUUUUGGUUAAUCUUAAUUUGUGUGUGUAAAAGCUUACUAGUAAUAUGUAUAAGCUUUGUCUAUGUCUGCAGUUUCAAUCUGCUUAUCAUUAAUAACAGCACAGUUUAUUUCCUAAUC
Messenger RNA from Prunus avium (sweet cherry), 531 nucleotides. Its product is annotated as cold-regulated protein. The record is from RefSeq and is a predicted model, not a curated record. NCBI's taxonomy places the organism in Eukaryota, Viridiplantae, Streptophyta, Magnoliopsida, Rosales, Rosaceae.